CAACCCUCUCUUUGUUCAUACCAUCCAAAACCAGACUAGUAAUCAAAACAAAUCAAUCGUGUUUCAACAAUGGCUGGCAUUAAGAUCGUCUCCAUGCUCCUUGUAUGCAUGCUGGUGGCUGCACCCAUGGCUACAGAUGCGGCCAUGAAUUGUGGUAUAGUGAUCAACCUUUUGAGACCAUGUGUCGACUACCUUCGGGGCACCAAGCCUCUGCCACCGGCUUGCUGCAACGGCGUUCGGUCUCUAAACUCCCAGGCUAGUAAUACACGAGAUCGCCAAAUUGCUUGCGGUUGCUUGAAGUCCGCCGCUGGUGGCGUCAAUGCUAAUCUUGCCGGAGGUCUCCCCGGUAAGUGUGGUGUCAAUAUUCCUUACAAGAUCAGCCCCUCCACUGACUGCACCAAGAUCCGGUGAAUAUAUCACGUCGCGAUCAAUCGGAAUGGGGAGAAUCAUGUAGAAUUCAGUGUAAGUUAUUUUGAAUAAGAUGGGAGUCUCCCACUCGAGAGCGAGCCUCCUCUGUUGUACUCUGUUUUUGUGUCUGUGUUCAUCGUUCUGUGUGUCAGGUUCUUCUUUAUAUGUAAUGGGUCCGA
Molecule: messenger RNA, 587 nt
Organism: Tripterygium wilfordii
Lineage: Eukaryota; Viridiplantae; Streptophyta; Magnoliopsida; Celastrales; Celastraceae
Product: non-specific lipid-transfer protein 1-like
Exons: 1
Coding region: 70-411 (113 amino acids)
Biological process (GO): lipid transport
Cellular component (GO): membrane
Molecular function (GO): lipid binding
Source: RefSeq, a predicted model, not a curated record